This is a messenger RNA of Harpegnathos saltator (Jerdon's jumping ant), 3257 nucleotides long. RefSeq lists its product as uncharacterized. Bases 371 to 1387 code for a protein of 338 amino acids. The record is from RefSeq and is a predicted model, not a curated record. Lineage: Eukaryota; Metazoa; Arthropoda; Insecta; Hymenoptera; Formicidae. The transcript has 5 exons.
CGACUCGAUUCAGCUGAGUUCAGUUGCGCCACUCGGCCGUGUGGUUCGCGUGCCGUCGCAAGCUCGCGGAAGCUCUGUCGCGCGCGCGAGAUAUCCUGAGAGAGAACGAUUCUCCCCUUUUUUAUUCUCUCCCCAUUCGCGGGCCGAUUAUCUCUCCCCGUUGCUCGCUCUCUUUCUCUCUCUCUCUCUCUCUCUCUCUCUCUCCCCCUCUUCUCUUCUUUUUUUUCUCUCCAUUUAUUUCCCGCCCUUCCAUCUCCUCUCGCUCGAGGAGUGCGCGAAAUACACGUACCCGAGAAGAAGAAAAGCUCGAGGGUGAGUGUCGCCGAGCCAUCGAUGUUUUCCUUCGCGGAGGUCAACGCACGUCACAAGGAUGCCUAACGAGAACGCGCCGGUGUGUGCCUGCGGCGUGGUGGUCGAUCUGUCCAGCAAGUCGCGAAACAGCUCGAUCGUCCCGCGAAAGCUGACGAUCCUCGUGCCGAAGUCGAAGGGUGGCAAGAGCUCGGACGGCAAGGCUGCGCGAAAGCAACAGGAUGAAGCGCGAGCGCCGAAGAGCCGCACUUCGAGCGAGACCGGCAGCAGCAGUUCGGUGAUGGAACCCAGGAGACCUGCGAUAAAGAACAGCAAACACGAGAAGCGGCUCAAUCAGUCGCGGAGGACCCGGAGCGCCGACAGGGCCGAGUCGCAUUACACUUAUAUCGAUUCGGGCUCGAGCAUCCUCGGCGACGGGAUCCGGGAGAGCACCAUACCCGAGGUGCUGUACGCCACCAUACCGGACACCAUACCGAGCGUCAAUGAGCCCGGGACUGGCCAGUUGAACUCGCAGUGCAGAUCGCAGCAGCUUUACGCCAUUCCGUCGAUGACGUCGCCGCCGCCGACGUACGACGUCGCGAUCGCGAAAACGCGGCAGACUGGCCUGCCGCCGACGUACGACGAGUACCUCUGUCACAAGUCUCGCUCGCACACCCCGCCGCCGCCGUGGUCCGACUCGGUCUCGAUCACGUCGCCCUCCUCGUUGUCAUCGUCGUCGAACUCGGCCUCGAGUACACAGUUGCGUCGCGAGCUGUUGGCCGAUCAACCGCAGCUCCGCGAGUACUUGGCGCAGCUGACGUUCGCCCAGCAGCAGCAUCAGCAGCAACAGCAGCAGCAGGAGCAGCUGGUGCAGCUGCAACAAUCCAGAGAGCUGUCUUCCUUGCCGUCGAAUCAGCAGAUCCUCAGGGAGCAGCAGGUCCGAGCGCGCGCACGAGCCAUGCCUCCCAGAUCGCAGAGCGUGAGUCGGGUGCAGCAGCAACGAAUCGCGACGAUGUACGAGGACGCGGCGUUCUGCAUGGAAACGACGGUGCUGCAGUCGGCUUUCGAUCAAGGAUUCGCCCUGUGCAGCUUGAUGUAAGAGGACGCGUGCUGCGACCACGUCGGGCGGGCUCGGGCGAGCCGCACGGCCACGCUGACGAAUCGCCAACCGCGUUCUUCGACCUCUCUCUCUGUCGCGAAAACUUGCCUGCCACGCAGGCUGGCGGGCCAGGCUGCAUCCGGACCGCCGCGACACGAGAUGCGGCGCUUUUGGCUUUGGCAAACCGCAAGCGAUCGAUGUUGGCGACACGAGACGCUCUUUGUCUCUAUCGAACGCCCUCGCGGAGUCGUGCAUGUAAUUCGCUGUCGAGUCUUCUAAAGCUAACGGUAGAGUCAAAAUUGCGCCGGUCCCGGCGAUCGAGAUCAGCGUCAGCCCGAGCCGCGGAACUCUGCUUCCGCGUUAAUCCGCCGAGUACUCCGGCGAAGUCGAAGAACCAACGGAAGCACUCGAGGUACAAUAUUGCGCGCGCAAGCUGUUAUCAUUUUGACGGUUAACCGCCGCUUUGCUCAAGCUUGAGGAGGAGCCAUUUAUUCAGCGAUUAUUUCAUAUCCCCUUAUGCCCCUCGGUACUCUCUAUUCGCGUCUUUAUUCUUUAUUCUUGACUUCAGUGUUAAGCAGCGUUAUCAAUCGCGUAAUUUAUUCAACCGCAGAGUGCGGCGAUAAAGUAGAUAUUAAUCGAUCUCGUGAAAAUCAUAGGUAAGUGGACGGACGAAGCAAGUCCUCUUCUUUCUCUAAUCUCUUUGUUGUUGCUUGCUGUUGAUGUUAGAAAUCUUCCGAUGGGAUUCAGAGAUCUAAAAUGGCUGGGAAAGGGAGUUGCGCAAGCCCCAACGCCGUCGCGAUUGCUGCGUCGCGUAUUCCGUUCUGUGGAGUUCUCCCUCCGAUCUUUGUCGCGGCCAGACAGGUUCGUUUCGCUUUCGCAAAAAAAACCCCGCAGCGUUAACCGCGCGGCGAACAACGGCGAUGGUACUUUCAGCAGUGUUGAAUCACUUGUGUUAUGCAACGUGUUUCCGAAUUUUCAAACUCACCGAGGUUCCUCAAGUUCGACGGAAUUUGCGGAACUAAUGUGGAAGCGUAAUCCCGAUCGAGGACAUUUCUACCUUCUCAGCAGAAUUCUCAACGGGAACGCGAAUCGGUCACCACAUCAAGUUGCCGAUCGCGAGAAACUCCGCGGUAUUUGAAAAGUCGAACACGCGUGAUUCCGACGUACGCGAGUACGACGUCGUUCGUACGAGCUUCGCUAAUUGGGACUGUGUCGGACCGCAGAUAACCUACGUAAGCAGAAAGAAGCCGGGAACGUCCCAUCGCCUAUCUGGAAAAAUUAGGGCGCGUUCGUUAACUAUCUUUAUCCCACGCGCGAGCGAGCUGUAUCCGUUCUAAUUCCAAUUGCCUUCGGUUCCCCUGGCUGGUCCGGGUCGCCAAGUUUCCCCAUUUCCUCCACGCGCUGGUCGCCGAAAUAACAGGUUUGGCCGUACGUGACACAUUUGCCAUCAUGAGUUUCGUUUCUUCGCGAAUGUAAAGCUCGCUCCUUGUCCAGCGACAAAUGUCGCUCGUGUCGUAGUUUUUUUUUUUUAUUUUUUUUUCAGGGGAGGCAAACCCCGAAGGGCCUGUCUCGCGUCGAACAUCGCUGUGAUUUGUUGAACAGUGGCGGCCGAGACCUCCGGCCAGCCGAAACUAAUACCGACAUUUUCCGUUGGACAUUUCCAACGAGAGAGAAAGAGAGAGAGAGAGAGAGAGAGAGAGAGAGAGAGAGAGAGAGAGGGAGAGAGAGAGAGUAACGCGACGAUGACGUACAAUCUCGUUUGUUUCUCAAAGUUAUAUUGUAAUUUGUAAUUUUUGUCUGCGACCGCCAACUCAACUGCUCGCAAUUUUAUUAUUAAUUCAUAGAGAAAGAGAGAGAGAGAGAGAGAGAG